Messenger RNA from Schistocerca americana (American grasshopper), 730 nucleotides. RefSeq names its product heparan-alpha-glucosaminide N-acetyltransferase-like. Bases 1 to 600 code for a protein of 199 amino acids. The record is from RefSeq and is a predicted model, not a curated record. The transcript has 5 exons. NCBI's taxonomy places the organism in Eukaryota, Metazoa, Arthropoda, Insecta, Orthoptera, Acrididae.
AUGGAUUCACUGAUGCACAAGUCAGCUCAUACUGAAAUUAAUUAUUUACAUUUUUGCAAAGUGCCAUCCCACCAACAGAUGGAACAUACUGAUUUUCACAGUGCAAGAUGUCGUAUACUUGGAACCUUGACAUCCGUUCUGACAGUGUACCUAGGAGUUCAUGCUGGUAGAAUCCUUCAGUGCUAUAACUGCACUUUUAUGAGAAUCUCCCGCUGGUUGUCAUGGGGAGUGGUUACUGGCAUAUUAGCUGGAAUCCUCUGUCAUUUCUCGAAAGAAGAUGGAAUCAUCCCAGUCAAUAAGAGUCUCUGGUCCCUAUCAUUUGUGCUGGCAACUGCAAGCAUUGCUUUCCUUUUGCUUAGCUUAUUGUACUUUGUGGCAGACUAUCAUGACUGGUGGAGUGGAGCUCCAUUCCUAUAUGCAGGCAUGAAUUCACUGGCACUAUUUGUUGGCCAUAAGAUGACAAGGCAUGUGUUUCCAUGGAGCUGGAAACCUUUCUACAAUAAUCAUUCUGAGCUGUUGGCCAUGGAUAUAUGGGGUACUGCUCUGUGGUUAAUAAUAGCAUAUUUUAUGUAUCGAAAAAAUUGCUUUGUGACUGUCUGAGAAAUGUUACUAAGAGACUGAUUUUAAAUUAUAUACAUGACACACAGGCAUGAUAUGAGAUGAAUACUCAAGGAUAUAGCUUGUGCAUUAUUUAUUGUCAGUGAGUAGUCUACUACAAGAUACACAAGAA